AUGAUCCUCUCGUAUCAUGGGCAUAGGUUUAAGGAGUUGAACUUCCUCAUCCAUAGUCGCCAUACCACCUCCAUAAUAGAAAAAAUGGAGGCGUCAGCAGCCAAACGCGUCCUCGGCGUCACCGAGCUGCUCGAAUUCAUCCUCCUCAAGCUUCCAAUUCAGAAUAUCUUCCAAGCUCAGCGCGUCUGCAAGCAGUGGAAGGAAGCCAUUGAUAACUCCUCUCCACUCCAGCAAGCUAUGUGGCUCACGCCUCGCCACCCGUCCUCGCCACCAGCCAUAUACGAAGAAGAAGAGGUCACUUACGCCGGCUGGAAUGGUCGGGUGUAUGAUCCGCCUCAAGUCGUCAAGGUCAUCACGGCCAAGCAUCUCAAUCCCUUCCUGAAGCCGCGUAGUAGCGAAGUCGAAGACCCGCCGGGUUUCAGGAGAAACCAAAUUCGCAAUCCUCGUGCUCAAGAUACCUCCACUAUCGAAUUGAGAGCGAUCCGACCGUUCGAGUUCACCAUGCCGAUGAUCGGCCUCGCUACACCUGGCGCCGACACCGAUCACCGGGCGACGUGGCAGGAUAUGCAGGUGGCCAGUCCGCCGUGCACGAAAAUCGAAGUGCACUAUAUCUCCAGCUUCCCCUUCAACGUGCGCGACGAGACUGGUGUCCGUAUGGGACGCUUGGUGAAGGAGAUUGCGAUGUUGCAGAGUCACCGUGAGACCUGGUUCCCCAGUGCUUGA
Mytilinidion resinicola is the source of this 723-nucleotide messenger RNA. RefSeq lists its product as uncharacterized. The transcript is spliced from 2 exons. The record is from RefSeq and is a predicted model, not a curated record. Gene Ontology annotation, molecular function: protein binding. Bases 1 to 723 code for a protein of 240 amino acids. Lineage: Eukaryota; Fungi; Ascomycota; Dothideomycetes; Mytilinidiales; Mytilinidiaceae.